UUGAUUGUGUGUUCGUAUGAAACUAUGUCAUUUGUAUGUAUGUUCAUAUGUUCGAACUACUGUCUGUUCCUUCAUAACUUGUAACAGAGAUGGUAGACAAGCAGAACAGAGUUAGCUAUCGUCAUUAGAAGACCUGUACCUCUUUACCUAAGCUUUAUCAUGUAGAGGAAUAGGAUUAGCCAUCAUCAUUGGCAGAAGCGAUCAAGCUAUCGUUAUUAGAAGACUUGUACAAUCAUACCUGAUCUUCACCAUGUAAAACUUCAGAAGAAUAUAUAAUUUUUUAUACUUAGUGUUUUCUACAAGAACCUCCUCACCGAACCAACAUGAGUUUAACACAUCGUCGUAAUAACCAACAAGAUAAUACCGACUUCGUAAGUGAUCUACAAACCCCCAGACACUCCAUUGAAGAUGGAAGUGCAAUACCAACCGACUUAGCGUAAGAUUAUCGCUAGUCUAACAUUACCUCAUAGGGCGCCUUAUCAUACAAGGCACAAGCCCUAAUACAUGUACGUCAGCACCCUGAGCGAGGGCACCUUCGGCGAGAAGAGGUUCAGGGAGGUCGUCAUCACGAAUGGGGUUCUGGGUCGAGUGGAGCCGAAGGCUUUGCUCGGCAGCGUCCUCUCGCUUCAGGAAAUCGAUCUCGAGUCGAACUAUCUGACUUAUUUCCCCGCCGAAGAAAUACCGCUCUAUACUAACCUGGAGAGCUUGAACCUGCGUGGCAACAAACUCACGUCCUUAGCGAACAUCCUCUCCCAGACACUCAUGGACGUUAAACUGGACGGGAAUCCGAUGGGUCACGUUCCAGUUGACUUCCUGCAGGAUGUUCCAGAACUCCAGAUCUUCAGCUGUAGUUCCUGCGGCCUCACGGAAAUACAAACAGGAACAUUCACAAGAGGACCUCAAUUACGCUUCGUCGAUCUGGGAUACAACGAGUUGACAUUCCUGCCGGAGGGAGCGUUUGACUUGGCACCAUUUGAUUCAAUGUUGGUUCUCAGCGAUAAUAAGCUGAGCAGCGUCGCAAAAGGAGCCAUUAACGGUGUCACCUUCGAACUGGAGAUACAAGACAACCAGUUUGAACAGCUGUACGAGGACGUUUGGAGGCCAGUCUUCGAGAACACAACUAACGUCUCGCUGUACAAGAAUCCUCUGCUCUGUGACUGCGACACCGCCUGGCUGAUCACCGACCAGGACAUCGUGUACAAAUAUCUGGGCAUCGGGGAUUGCAAGAACGGGACCUAUUUUCACGAGCUCGACCCGGCGUACUACGAGGAGAUGUGCUGAUGGAGAAGUCGAGAAAGUCUGGACGUAUCGACGUCCUUGAUUGCAAAAGGAGGGUUUGUUUGAAAGGGUACAGGUGUGACUGAUACAGACGAGUUUUUUUCAAAAGGAAUUAGUCAUUUA
This is a messenger RNA of Macrobrachium nipponense, 1401 nucleotides long. Its product is annotated as oplophorus-luciferin 2-monooxygenase non-catalytic subunit-like. The transcript has 4 exons. Bases 505 to 1281 code for a protein of 258 amino acids. Gene Ontology annotation, molecular function: protein binding. The record is from RefSeq and is a predicted model, not a curated record. NCBI's taxonomy places the organism in Eukaryota, Metazoa, Arthropoda, Malacostraca, Decapoda, Palaemonidae.